GUGGACAAAUCCGGACUCGAACCGGAGACCCCCCGCAGUCAGCCCAUGCUAAGCGGAUGUGAUAACCAGCUACACCAUAUGCCCUACAGAAAGAAUCCCCUUCACUACGUCGAUAGCGUUGAUAUGACCCAUCGGACUUAUUUCAUCGAUUUCAUGUUCGCGAUUCUUGAUCGACCUGAACGUCCACGAUGGCUGACACGAUGACGAUCAAACUCGUAUUCAGCGGUGGACUCGAGUUACUAUUUGGCAACGAGCGAAAUCAAUCAGUGCUCAUCCCACCACUUGUGCCAUCUGAUAAUUCCACGCACUCUUCUCCAUCCUCAUCUCCAUCUACUCCCUCGUCACACAACGAUAUUCCUUCUACGGGAGAGACGAAGGCAGCAGAUCUGGAGUACUUGAUUUAUCACCUUCGUGAUCAUUUACUCAAGGAGCGUCCGGAAUUGUUCAUGGAGAACGGGACGAUCCGCCCAGGGAUCCUUGUGCUGAUCAACAACACGGACUGGGAGCUUGAAGGGGAAGGUUCCUACCAACUUUGCAAUAACGAUGAGAUCGUUUUCAUCUCAACGUUACAUGGUGGAUAAAAUUCGUGUACCAUCGAGAGAACUGCGAGCUAUGUUGUUCAUGACAUCGGGUUGGGGAUAGAUAGAAUCCUCUUACGGCUGGACAUCCCACUAGCAAUGAUCGGUACGGGGUCCACUUCUAUAGAAGUGGACGAAACGCGUUGUUUCGCACCCCAGCUCACAAUAGUACGCACAUCGCCGC
Molecule: messenger RNA, 762 nt
Organism: Suillus subaureus
Lineage: Eukaryota; Fungi; Basidiomycota; Agaricomycetes; Boletales; Suillaceae
Product: ubiquitin-like modifier 1
Exons: 2
Coding region: 189-581 (130 amino acids)
Biological process (GO): protein urmylation; tRNA thio-modification
Cellular component (GO): nucleus; cytoplasm
Molecular function (GO): protein tag activity
Source: RefSeq, a predicted model, not a curated record